Penicillium brasilianum is the source of this 4833-nucleotide messenger RNA. The record is from the annotation of a GenBank genome assembly. Lineage: Eukaryota; Fungi; Ascomycota; Eurotiomycetes; Eurotiales; Aspergillaceae.
CUCGCGUAUUGCCCAGCUCUUUGUUCCCCCGGGUCUUUCUUUCCACCGCUACAAUAAUCUACCACCUUCGUCCCGCCUUGUCCAGAUGGUUGAACCUUUACACAUGAUGGCGAAAUGUUGGUGUUGAAGGAGGAAAACCCGGUGUAAUGAUCAUGGAUGUCUCCGACAAGUCUGCGCCGUCUGGGCCGCCGAUGCGGCCGCAGUUGACCAAAACUCCAAUCGCUCGCCUGUCUCCUACCCUUGAACAGCCCGAAGAAAAAUGCAUAUAUGCGACUGUUAGCCUUGUCUGGCCGUACUCCUCUUCAACGAAAUCACUGGCCCUACUCUUGGCCGAGCCGGACUUUCGCCUUCGCCGACCGAAUGGUCAGGUGAAGGCUGUCUUUCACGGGCACGCCGCAGAAAGCGUCGCGGAACAGCAUAUUGGGAUUGGAGAAACUGUUUGCCUUUCUCUGAAAGAUUCGAGCUUUGUUCCCAACAAUGGCGCGUCUCAAACCCCAGGAAGGAGUAUCGCGUGGGAUCUUCACUUCGAACGCGGCUUGACGCUCGAGGUUGAUCGGUCUUCCCAGAACAUACCCUCAGUCAGAAUCGAACUGGAGCUCCCUGCGCCGCAUGAAUCCGAGCCACCCUCUACCCCCCGCUUGAUCUCAAUCGAUCCCGAUGCCACACUAGCACCCACUCGAGAGUCUUGGGGGUCGCCAGCAUUCCACAAGUCUUCCCGGAGGUCCUCUGGAAGUGCAGUUGGUUUCGCCUAUGAUCCGUUCACCGAAGAGGAUGGAUUCGUGCCUGGGAAAGGAAGAAAACGGCCGAGGUACAGCCUCCAACGAACCGAAUGGCGCGUUGUGGGCGAACCGGAGAGUCCCCAAGAGCGUGAAGAGCCAAUGGACUGGGAAGAGGUCUUGGAGGAUGAAGUAGAUGUCGAAUCUGAGACUGAAGAGUCGGCGGCUAUCGAGCCCGCCGAGGACGCUUCGCUUCCAGACACCGCCCCAGACACUUCGGACACCGUCAAUCAGGCCAAUCUUGAGGACCCCUUUCAAGACGAAUCUGCUGUUUUUGUCAAACCAUCCCUGGAUCUCGCUGGUGGUCUCUUUGGGAGACGUGUGCCCCAAAACUCCGACUUUGGGCUGACCACUUCUGCUUCCCAAAGUCCAUUUGGAAACCUGUUCAACCGACCCACCGAUACGCCUCAACUCCGGCCAAUACCUUCUCCCGGUCUUCCAAUCCCAUCGCCGCUCAUUUCCAACCAGAACAAUCAGCAGGAAUACUUUGCGUCAUUCCAUACUGGUCCGCCUGACCAUGCCUUGAAGUCGGAUUUCAACACGGUCGUCCAAGGGUUAGAUUCUUUGGCUCAAGAUGCCCAAGAAACCGCACUGCACGAGGCAACGGAAUUGACGGAGCGUCCACAGACUGUACACGACGGCGAGACUUUGGCUCACCCACCGCCUCUUUCCGAUGAUCAUCAAGCCCUGGAUUCAAUGCCUGGAUAUCCUCUCAUAGGUGCGGCUGAUCAAUUGCCGACUGUCGUUAUGGAUCAAUUCCACUCUCACGGCGCUGUGAAUGAAUCCAGCUUUAUUGAGACAGAUACUCGGAUGGAGAUUGUUAAAGAAAUACAUAUGACGGUCUCGACUGAACACUCCGACGCCCAGCUCUUGAACCAGGCAGAAAAUGAGGCUCUACGAGAUAAUUACGAGGCUCAUGGGGCACCUGGUUUCGUGGUGGCAGAAGCAGAGGUUGAAGUGUCCCAGGGGGCAAGCUCUCCUCCAGUGCCAAAGGAGACGGCAUUCGACGAAGCCGAAUCAGACGAAGAUAUGCUCGAAGAGACUGCGGGUCCAGACGAGGCUCAAGGCCUAUCUGAGAGCGCCGAUGGUUUUACUGUGACGCAAAGCGACAGUGAUAGCGACAACCAAAGCGAUGACGCAGACCAAGUUCAUUACGAGGAAGAUGCAGAGGGAGAGUUCUAUUCUGAUGAUGAAUUUUAUGAGGAAGAGGAAGCGAUCGAAGCUGGGUACGGAGAUGAAAGUGAUGCGGAUCAAAGUGAAGAUGAGGAAAGUGGAGCGCCUAGACGGUCACCAGUGCAACCCGAAAUCAUCGUACUAGAUAGUGACAGCGAAGAUGAGCGUGCCUCGGCGCAACCGGCAGUGACAUCCCCACACCAUGCUCGUCAGCAGUCUGUGUCUUCCGAAGGCUCACAAUCAUCGGCGGAGGACGAGCAAGAGGAUUGGUCUGUUGUUGAAGACAAUUCAGAUCACAAUGUUCUAGAAGAUCAAGAGUCUGGCGAUUAUGAGUCUGAGGAUGAGUAUGAUGACGGGCGCCCUGGUCGAGACGAUCAACGAGAUGACCGUGUACACGACAGUGAUAUGGAGGAUGAUGAGCCGUCUGUGGAUGAUUUGGCUCAAGAUGACUACAGCGAAGAGGGUUCUACCCGGGAUGGGUCUGUUGAGGAUGUGCCAGAUAGUGAGGAGCACCUUCAACCAAUUGCAGAAACGGAUGAUGUGUCUAAAUAUGAGGUGAAACUGGAGGCCUUUACCGAUGUGGAAGCUCAUGAAGUCCGGCCCAGCGAAGCCGUUGGCACGUCGAUUUCAGUGGAGGAACCACCACCUCAUGAUCCAGCUAAGCAGCCGGAGCACCCAACUUCCCAUGAUGAGGAGCGCCCAUCGGGUAGAAAGCUCAAGGCCUUUAUGACCUUGGACGGGGCUGACGAUUGGUCCGGAGUUACCAACCCAUCAGAAGACAACCAUGAAAUCUCAUUCGAGGAUGGCACCACUGGCAUCGAGGAGCAAGAAAUUUCUGAAAUGCAAAAAGAGGCCCUUAGGUCCGACGUUCUUGCCGCUGAACAGCACCACAACGAGAGCCUUUCAUUUGAUGCUUCAACCUUCGAUACGACUCAGCAACAGCUACCGACUCCUGAUCCAACCCAGGUAUUAUUGCCUAGCGACAAGUCAGGAGCCACUAAUCAGCAAGAAGAAGAGUUAGUGGUGACUGGCGAGCUAUUUUCACCAAGGGAUCCAAACAUCUCUCUCGCCACUGCACUGGAAGGACCCAUUGAACUGGAGCAGCAAGACGAUGCAGAUAGCGCAGAUGUUGUUUUACAGACAACCGAGCUUAUCCAUGAUCAUCAUCAAGAUAAUGAACCACAUAUUCCCGCGUCCGGGUUGACAGUCGAAGCCCCCAAAACCCCAAUUGUCGUCAUUAGCAAGCCCCCAGGGCCAGAUCGCGAUGCCCACGGGCUACGGAGCAAACUGUCUUACUUCGCCCCUCUUGCUACGCUUGCGGAUCAUUACAAUACGCUUGUGGACACAAUCUCUGUUGUUUACGAGGCCUCCCCUGUCGCCAAGGCGACUUCUGGCCCUAAAGACUAUACUAUGACGAUCUUUCUCACCGAUCCAUCGAUGGGUGGCACAACCCUUGAGGCUAAAAUUUUCCGUCGAUACAAGUCUGCUAUGCCAUCGGUGGCAGAGGGUCAAGCCAUCCUUCUUCGAGACUUCAAAGUCCAGAGUCAUAGUCAUUCCAUGACACUUGUGAGUCUCGAAUCCAGUUCUUGGGCCGUGUUCGAUGGCUCCGGUCCCGAGGCAAAGAUGACUGGCCCGCCGGUCGAAUACGAAUCUGAAGAACUGGCUUUUGCAUCUGGCUUGCGGCAAUGGUACUCUCAAACUGGAGCAAGCAUGGUGGCCGAUAGCCAACUCCAGGCAUCCAUCAAAAGGGAUAACCGGUCGUUCACGCCAAGCAGUAUAGCGGGAAGUGAUGCUGGUAGUCUGGAUGAAACACCGUCUGCCCGAGAUUCGGAAUCUGCUCGGGGUUCGCGCCGCUCUCGACGAAGUCACCGACGGGUUACUAUUCAUGAGCUGCGAGACGGUACUCGCUACACCGAGGUCGGAUCCCCUAGCGGCCAGCACGGGAUUCAUGAAUUGCGUGAUGGCACGGUUUAUGCAAAUGAAUGAGAGUCAACGGCGGACAUCUUUAUCAUAAUUCUCAAUCAAAAGAACCAUAUGAGAUCUAUCAACUAUCUAGGAGCUUCUCUGUAUUUUUUCACCUUGUCUUUCUAUAUGUACGAGGGGCUUGUUUGUAAAUACACUAUGCGCUUCACUCCUCACAUCUUAGAUCUCUCUGAGUGGAAAUAAUCGGCAUUGACAGCUGCACGAAUCAGUUGAUUCGCAAUGGCCGUCUCAGGGGGCAGUCGCAAGCCACCCUUAUACUCGGGGCCCGCGCCAGAGCUCAAGUCGCUUGUACCAAUGCGCAGUGCCUCUUCGACCUCCUCAAUUUCGAACCAACGAGCAUCUUCCAGCUCAGGGUCAUGCUCGAGGUUGAUCUUCUCAUGGGCUGCAUCACUGCACUGUGCAAUCGCUCCGAUCAUCAAAUUGGCCGGGUAGGGCCAGGGCUGCGAGGAGUGAAUCACGACUCGUGAAAGCGUCACGCCCGCCUCCUCCCACACCUCGCGCCGAACCGCGUCUUCGAUAGACUCGGCGGGUUCAAUAAACCCAGCCAAUGUUGAGUACCAGUUGGGUGGGAACCGCUUGCUACGACCGAGCAAGAUGCGCUUCCCAUCGGCAGAGACAACGGCCACGAUGAUAGUGGGGUCGGUGCGGGGAAAGGACAGAUUGGAAAGCGUGGUGCGCGUGUUACAUUCAGGGCGAUCCUGCGGCAGGCCUUCGGCAGUCCGCGCUGCAUCCGUGGGGGGACAGGCGCGCUUGGUGCCGGCAUUGACGGACAGCGUGCGGUGGCCGCAGGUACCACAAAAGGUAUUGCGGGUGUUCCAGUCCGUCAGAGCGCGCGCCUGCGCAUAGAUAGCGGCUAGAAAAAAGGAUGAGCUUCUUGGGUUGAUCCAAUCGUAGUUCUCUG